CAUAACUCAGAAGCCAUUUUGUGACGAUGUCCCCGUUGAGAAAGCCUAUGAAGAUGCUGAAACCAACGAACAUGGUUACAUUUCUGUCUGUUUCUCCCUCCGUCUCCUCUGUCUCACCAUGGCAGCUGUCAACCGACGGGACAUUAGCAAAGCGGGGUGUCGAGCUGUGCUCACAGGGUUAAAACGCCAUUGAUAUGAAAGAGGAGAAUGUCUGUUUUUACUGUCUCUGUCGAGACAUGUAACACCGUGAGUCUUUUCCAGCCUGAAAUCUUCCAGCAUCUCUCACAGACCAACGUCUCCUUGAGUGACUUGUGUUAACUCACUCUUGUACGGGGGAGAAGGGAGGCAGAUCCGUGUUUCCAAUGGCUUCUGUGAGCCUGGUUUCCAGUCCCCCAGCCCCUGUUCUUGACAAAAACAUGACAGACUCUGAGCUUGCAGGGGAUGAAAGGGAGGACGGAGAACUGGAAGAUGGAGAAAUAGACGACGAGGGGAUUGAAAUUGAAGAGGAGAACAAAGAGGCUGCUGAGCCGAAGGAAGAAAGCGAGAAAGAGAAGGAAAAAGUGAAAGAAAAAAGCAAAGAAAAAGAUGAUAAGGCACGCAGACACUCGAGGAAAAGAUAUAAGAAGAUCAAAGAGAAGAGGCGGUCUAAAAGACGGAGGCGAGACAGACAGAGGCAUCAUUCCCCCUCCAGCAGCUCCAGUUCUGACAGCUACGACUCCGACUACGACCGACCCGAAAGGCCCAUAAACAGGAAGAGUCAGGGAUAUGGUCGUGCGUCUGACGUCCAGUCCUCUCAGCACUCGAAGAAAAUCCACGGCGGCUUCAGAAAGUUGUCGCCGCAGAAGAGCAGCGAUUUUGACAAAUACAGCGACGACUACAGCGACGACAAGUACGACUACGAUGAAGAGGAGGACGAUUACGAAGACGACAUGUCUGAGUAUCAACCACCCAAAGACUCCAGUCAGGGGAAAGGACGCCACUCCAAAGACCAGAUGAUCCGAGGAAGCAUGAGAGGGAUGAAGCAUCAACAGUUUGGACUGAGAGGACGGGGCCGAGGUAAUGGACCAGGAAGAGGACGUGGGAUGCUCAACAAGAUCAAGAAGUUUAAAGGCAAACCCUGGGUGGUGGGACGUGGGCGGGGUCGAGGAGGAGACGGAGGUGAAGACAUGGGACAAGAUGGAAAAAUCUCUGGCUUUCAGAAGAAACGGCCAAUUAUGAGCAAGGAGUUCAUCAACCAGCAUACCGUAGAACACAAUGGAAGAUACAUCUGCAAGUACUUCUUGGAGGGUCGCUGCAUUAAGGGAGAACAAUGCAAAUUUGAACACGAACUCGUGAUACCUGAUAAGAAAAAGGAACUUUGUAAGUUUUACCUUCAAGGAUACUGCAGCAAAGGAGAUCACUGCAUUUACAUGCACAAUGAAUACCCCUGCAAGUUCUUUCACACUGGAGCCAAAUGUUAUCAAGGAGACAACUGCAAGUUCUCCCAUGAUGCUUUGAAUGAUGUGACGAAAGAGCUGCUUGAAAAGAUAAUCAACACCGAGGAGGAGAAUGCCCGUGAGGAUGAGUUAGAGCUGGAGGAUUUGAGAAAACAGGGUAUUGCCCCUCUUCCCAAACCUCCACCUGGAGUGGGGUUGCUGCCUACUCCUGGUCAGAGCAGCCCGACAGAUGGAAACAAGAAGAUUCCCUCUCUGUUUGAAAUCAAGGUUCAACCUACUGUGGAUUUGGUACAAAAAAUUGCUCAGAGUGGCACCAGCUACUCACAGAAUGAAGGUGAUGGAACGGAGCAGUUUAGCGGAGAUGCAGAGGAUGCACAGAUCGGAUCCACCGCACCCUCAGCUCCACCUCCAAUUCCUCCUCCUGAAUCCCCUGUUCUUAUGGGACCACCCAUGCAGCAGAGUCCCGCAGGACAGCACCCACUUCAUGGAUAUCAAAUGCAGCCACCAGCUCCCUCUGGUCCACCCCCACCUUUUCACAUACCCAUCAGCCAACAGAUGAACAUGCAGAGGCCUCCAUUCCCUCCAGAUCUGCAUAUGUUGCAAAAUAUGUUGCCUUUUCAGUCUAUGAGUCAGAACCCAGCGGAGUUCUUUAGCAGCUUUGUACAAAAUCAGGCCGUCAGUCAACAGGGAGAUCCUGCUCUGGCCUUUGUGCAGAACCUCCAGCAGCAGUUGGGCGCAGAGUCACAGUUAAAGUCUUUGCCAGCAGAAGUGCAGAAAGCCAUCUUCCUGCACCUAACGCAGCAGCAGCAGCAGCAAGAACCACAGGGGAAAGAGUCGCGCAGUGCAGAGGACCACGAUGAUCAUGAAAAUAAAGAUGAAACUACAAACUGGUACUCAAGUGAUGAGGAGGAUGGGAGCUCCUGUGUUUCCUCCAUUCUCAAGUCUCUGAAGAAACACAGUGAAAUGCAGAAGAGUCAGUCCAAGCCCCUCCAGGUUGUGCCGGGGGCUCCAGCACUGAGCGACCCUCGGCUUCUUAAGUCACCGCCAUGUGACCCGCGAAUGAAGCCGGACCCUAGACAGCGACUCUCAGAUGUCGGCAAGGAGUCGGACGGAGCUGCAGAUCCACGGUUCUCCAGAGACCCCAGGAAGUUGAGACCGGCUGAAUCUGGUUCCUAUCGCCUGCCGAACCAUCCUGUUCCACAAAAGCCUCCAACAGGCGAGGAGGAGGAUGAAGGGGAGCGGGAGCUCAGGGACAGAACUGUACUUAUCCCGUUAGAUGCCAGCCCCGGGGCGGUGCUGCGGGACCCUCGUUGUCAGUUAAAGCAGUUCAGUCACAUCCGGGUGGACAUCCUCCUCCAGAGGCCCUCCUUCGCUCAGACUGUGGUUUGGGCGCCUGAGGAUCUUAUUCCUUCCCUUAUCCCCAAACAGGAGCACUCCAUUAACCUGCCUCUUCCACCCCUUAUUGCCGACGCUCAGAUGAACCGAACAAACCUGCCCGACCACGUAGCGGUUUCCAGCCCUCCACCGUCAGACCCCAGACUCGCAGCGGCCCGUUUGAAGGAGCGUUUGAACCGUUUCCCUGCUGGAUCCUUGGAGUCUCGAUCCCCAACGGAAAGACCGGUAGAUCCACGCCAGCAAAAAUCUCUUGACCCCAGACUGAAACGUAGAGGGAGUCUGGACUCCAAGCUGCUGGGUCAGAAAGAGCCCUCAUCAGGUGGACCGGUGGACCCCAGACUACAGAAAGCCAGCGCCAGCUCCUCCCCUCGAGGAAAACCAGAACCCGAGAAGCUGCCGCCAUACGCCCCCCGACUGGCUUCUUCUGAUGGAGGUCUGGAGAGCCCUACUACGAUACUCGGGGGCAUCAGUCUGUACGAUCCUCGCUCUCAAACUGAGCAUGCUCAGAAGGAGCAGGGGGAGCCUCCUAAAAAGGCGGGGAUUCUGAAACAGCCGUCUAAAAGUGAGAACGCUCCCGCAGCGUCACUUUCACCCAUCAAGCAAAGUGCUUCUUUUGAUGAGGCCACAAGCACAGAGGUCUCCUCACAUCAGGCUUCUCCUCCUGCUUCUCCCACAGUGCCCCCCGCCUCACCUGUCAAACCCCCCGCUGUUCAUAAUCUCCCCAUCCCAGCGCUGGCUGGACUGAUCCGGCCUCAGUACUCCGACCCCAGGCAGGCCAAGCAAGGAGGACAAGGCUCUGCUGGAGCACAGGAGGAAAUGGAGGUCAAACAGGAGCCGGACAGAGAGAUGGAAGAAGAGGAGGAAGUAAAGGAGGAAGAAGCAAAACAGAAAGAUCUAGAGGAGGCAGACCGGACACUUAAAGACGUAUUCAAGACUUUUGACCCCACUGCGUCUCCUUUCUGUCAGUAAACGCUUCAGAGGAAACAAAAACUAAACGUGGAGUUUGUAAACUGUUGGAACCUGUUCAGUAAUUUAACAUUUUAUGCUUUUAUUUAUUUCUGUACAUAAUCCUGUAUAGGUCAUCAAACCACACUUUUGUCAGUUUGCAGAUUAUUGUGAGGGA
Molecule: messenger RNA, 3954 nt
Organism: Nematolebias whitei (Rio pearlfish)
Lineage: Eukaryota; Metazoa; Chordata; Actinopteri; Cyprinodontiformes; Rivulidae
Product: zinc finger CCCH domain-containing protein 6
Exons: 12
Coding region: 363-3800 (1145 amino acids)
Biological process (GO): negative regulation of DNA-templated transcription
Cellular component (GO): nucleus
Molecular function (GO): metal ion binding; RNA binding
Source: RefSeq, a predicted model, not a curated record